Messenger RNA from Neopsephotus bourkii (Bourke's parrot), 3275 nucleotides. RefSeq names its product exocyst complex component 3 like 2 (gene EXOC3L2). Gene Ontology annotation, cellular component: exocyst. The record is from RefSeq and is a predicted model, not a curated record. Gene Ontology annotation, molecular function: SNARE binding. The coding region runs from base 1 to 3219 and encodes 1072 amino acids. Lineage: Eukaryota; Metazoa; Chordata; Aves; Psittaciformes; Psittacidae. Gene Ontology annotation, biological process: exocytosis; exocyst localization. The transcript is spliced from 13 exons.
AUGGGGUCCCCAGCGCUCCUAGGGCCCCAUCUGCGGGGUUUAUGGGGUCCCCGGUGCCACCAAGGUCCCAUCCCUGCGGCAUCGGUGGCCCCCCAGGACACGGCGUGGAACGGGGUCCCCUGCGUCCCCAUUGUCCACUCCCUGCAGCACUUGGGGUCGCCCCGCAGCCCUGUUCCCCCCCCCGUCCCCUCCGUAUCCCCGGUGCCAUCUCCACCCCCCCUCCGUGUGUCCCCCCCUCGUGUCCCCCCCGUCCCCGGUGACCCAGCGGAACCGGGGCUGACCCUGCCCCGGCCAUGGGCGGCCGCUUCCUCAGGAAACCCCUGGCCACCGUCACCGGGGUCACCAGCGCAGCACCAGUGUCACCAGCACGGCAACAGUGUCACCAGCACCAGUGUCACCAGCACCAUUGCACCGGGGUCACCAGCACCAGUGUCACCAGCACCAGUGUCACCAGCACCAUUGCACCGGGGUCACCAGCACCAGUGUCACCAGCACCAUCACACCGGUGACACCAGCACCAGUGUCACCAGCACCAUUGCACCAGGGUCACCAGCACCAUCGCACUGGGGUCACCAGCACCAUUCAACCGGCGUCACCAACACCAUCGCACCAGUAUCACCAGCACCAUCGCACCGGUGUCACCAGCACCAUUACAUCGGUGUCACCAGCACCAUCGCACCAGCAUCACCAGCACCAUUGAACCGGUACCACCAGCACCAUCGCACCAGCAUCACCAGCACCAUCGCACCGGCAUCACCAGCACCAUCGCACCGGUACCACCAGCACCAUCGCCCCGGCAUCACCAGCACCAUCGCACCGGUACCACCAGCACCAUUGAACCGGUACCACCAGCACCAUCGCACCGGUACCACCAGCACCAUUGAACCGGCAAUGCCGCUGCUGAGGAAGCCGCCCCGGGACGAAGACCCCGAGCCCGGGGACCCGUUCGCAGCCAGCCCCGAGAGCCGGUUCCGGCGCCGCGCAACGCUCGAGCUGCUCGUGGGGCUCGGCCCCUUCGGGCGCUCCCGGCGCGGAGCCCCCCCAGGACCGGGACCGGGACCGGGGCUGGGACCGGGGCCGGGUCCCGGCGGUGAUGCCCGAGCCCGGCGCCGCUCCGAGGACCUGGGGCGGCGGCGCCGCAAGGAGGAGCCCAGCGGCACCAAGCGCGGGUCCUGGCUGCGGCUCCCGGUGCCGACCCCGUGGGGCCAGCGAGGGGCAGGCGCGGAGCGAGCGGGCGGCGGGGACGGAACGGACGGGGCCGGAGGAGGAGAUGGGGACGGAGCCGGGCAGGGAACGGACGGGAGAGGGAAGGAGAAGGAGAAGGAGAAGGAGCCGCUGUCGGUGCUGGAGAUCCUGGAGCUGAUCCAGCGGCGGGAGCUGCUGGCGGCCGAUGAGCAAAUCAUUGCCUUGGAGGCGGAGUGCGCGGCCCCAUCAUCACCAUCAUCACCCCCAUCAUCAUCAUCACCCCCAUCACCUCCAUCAUCAUCCCCAUCAUCCCCGGCCCCCGGCCGCCAGGCUCGGGACGUGGCCCUGCUCUACCGGGCGCUCCUGGCUCAGCUCUGGGCCGUGCUGGCCGAGGCCGUGGCCGCCGCUCGCCCCUUGCCCUCGCUGCGCUCCGUGAUCCGGGUCCUGCAGCAGGAGGAAGCCGCGGAUCAACGCCAGGGACCCGGGGCAACCGGACGGCCCCGGAGGCUGCGGCAGCGCUGGGAGGAGGCGGCGGCGAGGGCGGCCGGGGAGCGCCUGGCGCAGGCGGCGCCCGGGAGCGGGGCCGCGCUGGGAGCGGAGCUGGCGGCGCUGGCGGCGCGGAUGCUCCGGGACCUGAGCUCCGUGCGCGCUCACGUGGCCCCCGCGUUCCCGGCCGCCUACGACGCCGCCGCCGUGUACGCGCGCGGGUACCACCGGGCCCUGCAGCAGCGGCUCCGGGCAGCGGCGCAGAGGGAGCUCGGGGUCCCGGAGCUUUACGUGCUCCUGGAGUGGAGCAGCGGAGCCUACCCCCGGGAGGUGCUGGGGAACCCCGAGGUGGGGCCCUUGCUGCAGGGACUGGGGCCCCCUCUGCCCCCCGAGACCCAGCGCAGCCUCGAGAGCACCUGCAUCAGCGCCGUCAAGGCGAAGGUGGAGGCGGCGCUGGCCCAGGAGCUGCAGCUCAGUGAGGACUCGUGGGGCGAGGAGGUCACCAGCCAGGAGCUGCAGGAGGGGCUGGCCCCACGCGUCACGGGGUUGCUGCGGGCGCACGUGGAUCGAGCCCCCCAAAUCACCCCCGAGUUCGGCAGGGAGAUGGCGCAGACUCUGCUGGGAGUGCUGGUGACCUUCCUGCAUAGCUUCCAGCGCAAGGUGGAGCGGUUCCUGGAGGCACCCAUUGACCCGUGCCCACCCGACGGCACCGCCGGCCGCGCCAUCGCCCUGGUCAACUGCUGCCCCCCGUUCAGGAGCUUCACCGAGCGCCUGGCACAGUUUGGGCACCCCGAGGGGGAGGAGCUGCGGCGCCAGGCCCAGGGUGCCCUGGACAAGGUGACCCGGAGCUGCAACCAUGUCCUCACCCAGCGCCUCUUUGAGGACCUCAAGCCCUACUUCAACAAGCUCAUGAAGCGCAAGUGGCUGACGAGCUCGGACGCCUUCGACUCCAUCGUGAUGCUCAUCACCAGCUUCUCCCAGAAGCUCCGCCCACUGCACCCCGAGCCCUACCAGGUGCUGGUGAGUGAGCUGCACCGCCGGGUGCUCCUGGCCUACGUGCGCCCCCUGCUCUCGGGGCGCCUGCUCUGCCCCUCGGCCAAGGCCCGGGCCCGUGUGGCCGCGCGCCUCAGUGACGAGGCCCGGCAGCUCCGCGAGCUCUUCACCCGCCUGGACUCGGCAUCCCCGUGGCUGGACUCGGUGGUGCCGCGGCUGCGGGAGCUGCUGGUGCUGGAGGACACGGCCGCGCUGCAGAUGGAGGUCGGGGUCCUGGCCAGGGACUUCCCUGAUGUUCGGCGGGAGCACGUGGCAGCGGUGCUGGAUGCACGGGGCCUGCGGAGCCCCUCGGCCCGACACGAGAUCCUGGGGGUGCUGCGGGACCUGGAGCGGGGGGGGGCCGUGACCCCGGCCCCGCUGGCACCGGCGUCGCCAUCGCGGCACCGCGCGUUCUUCGCCGAGCUGCCGGUGCCCGGGGCCGGGCGCUGUUUGCCCUUCCAGCUCCCGCGCCUGGCGCCCAUGGCCCGGCUGCGCCGACGGCGCCCGCGCCUCUGAGGUGGCUCCUAGGGGUGCGCAUCGACAGCUGCUGGCACCGCCCCAUCCCCAUCCCC